Messenger RNA from Peromyscus maniculatus bairdii (prairie deer mouse), 4535 nucleotides. RefSeq names its product lysophosphatidic acid receptor 3 (gene Lpar3). NCBI's taxonomy places the organism in Eukaryota, Metazoa, Chordata, Mammalia, Rodentia, Cricetidae. Gene Ontology annotation, molecular function: lysophosphatidic acid receptor activity. The record is from RefSeq and is a predicted model, not a curated record. Gene Ontology annotation, cellular component: membrane. Gene Ontology annotation, biological process: G protein-coupled receptor signaling pathway.
CGUCGCCGCGGACGCUGGAGAGCAGGCGCUCGGCUCUGCCUGCCCCGCGUCCUCCGCCGCUGGCUGGCCGGAGCCCGGUCGCCCCGUCGAGCUCCCCCGAGGGCAUGCGGCAGCCGCUGGACACUCGGCUCCUGGGCUCGGCGGCGUGGGCGAGCGAGAGCGGAUGUGCAGCUCUUCUCCACGAUGAAUGAGUGUCACUACGACAAGCGGAUGGACUUCUUUUACAACAAGAGUAACGCGGACACGGCCGACGAGUGGACGGGGACAAAGCUUGUCAUCGUCCUGUGCGUCGGGACAUUUUUCUGCCUCUUUAUCUUCUUUUCUAACUCCCUGGUCAUCGCAGCAGUGAUCACAAACAGGAAGUUCCACUUUCCCUUCUACUACCUGCUGGCGAACUUAGCUGCCGCAGACUUCUUUGCUGGAAUCGCCUACGUAUUUCUGAUGUUUAACACCGGCCCCGUGUCCAAAACUUUGACUGUCAACCGCUGGUUUCUCCGACAGGGCCUCCUGGACGCAAGCCUGACUGCCUCUCUGGCCAACUUGCUGGUUAUUGCGGUGGAAAGGCACAUGUCAAUCAUGAGGAUGCGGGUCCACAGCAAUUUGACCAAAAAGAGGGUGACGCUGCUCAUUCUGUUGGUGUGGGCCAUUGCCAUCUUCAUGGGGGCGGUCCCCACACUGGGCUGGAAUUGCAUCUGCAACAUCUCUGCCUGCUCUUCCCUGGCCCCCAUCUACAGCAGGAGUUACCUCAUUUUCUGGACCGUGUCAAACCUCUUGGCCUUCUUCAUCAUGGUGGUGGUGUAUGUGCGCAUCUACAUGUACGUCAAGAGGAAAACCAACGUGUUGUCUCCACACACGAGCGGCUCCAUCAGCCGCCGGAGGGCUCCCAUGAAGCUAAUGAAGACGGUGAUGACUGUCUUAGGUGCCUUCGUGGUGUGCUGGACGCCGGGUCUCGUGGUGCUGCUGCUGGAUGGCCUGAACUGCAAGCAGUGCGGCGUGCAGCAUGUGAAGCGCUGGUUCCUGCUGCUGGCGCUGCUCAACUCCGUCAUGAACCCCAUCAUCUACUCUUACAAGGACGAGGACAUGUACAGCACCAUGAGGAAGAUGAUCUGCUGCACCUCGCAGGACAGCGGCACUGAGCGGCGCCCCUCCCGCAUCCCCUCCACCAUCCACAGCAGGAGUGACACCGGCAGCCAGUACCUGGAGGACAGCAUCAGCCAGGGCCCCGUGUGCACUAAAAAUGGCUCCUAAAUCAAGGAUGUUUCUCCCCUCUCCCCCUGGGGAAAGAGCUUUUAAGAAUCCUCACCUGUCUAAAAAAGCCCAUGCAUGGACAGUGUUGUUUGAGGUCUCCAUGAGUCACUGCUGGGGUUUUUAAGUUUUCAUUGUCAAGGAAGAUAAGACACUGCGUUUAGUGAAAGUGCACAGAAAAGGAAGGCAGAAACAGGGGGUUCCUGCUUGUUGUCUGCAGACCGCUCAAGACAUCCUCCAGCUCUGGGCUCUGCGACCAUCUUGCCGCCAUUAUCUCUGUGUUUUCCAAGACAGUGUUGAAGCAUCUAGGUCAAAAGAAACAAUAAGUAAUGGUAUUUGAGCCUGCUUGUGUGGCUGCUAGACUCUAGGUAGUUGUUUCUGCAUGCGUUCAAAAUGCUCAAAAAUGCUUUAGCAGUGGGCUUUGUUUUCACCAAAGACACUUCGACCAAGAGCUAGAUGUACUGUAGGAAUCUGGGAAAAACCGGUACAGGUUCUGGAGUAAACUUGAUUUAUAACCAGAUGAACUUUCUGAGGAAAAACAUUUAUUGAAAAGAACACCGAAAAUGUGGAAAUACGGAAAUAUGAGCAUGAGUAGAGCUCAGUCUUGGCUAUCUCGAUACCACUGGUAGGCUUGCUGGAUUCAGUGUGCAAAGGAAUUGCAUAUCUAGUGUUUUACCCAAAGCUGCCAGCAUACUUUAUCUUUCUUAUGGACUGAAUUUUGAUCUUGUAUUUUUCUCCUUCAAAGACCAACGAAAGACAGAUCAGUUAAAAACAAAAACAGUGUUUUAUACACAUAGGCUACUGACCGACAUUUUCUAUGUAAGACAUUUAGAGUAUAUUCUGACUUAAAGUAAGAAUAUCUUCAAGGCAGGUACUAUAGUAUUUAUGUAGUAUGUAAAAGUUUACAUGUUUUCUUUCUUUUUUUUUGCUGUUGUGAUAUAACAUUUAUGUGCACAAACUACUUGUAAUAAAAGAAUUUAAAAAGUUACUCUUUGAGAUAUAACAGCCUAAAAUAUAGAGCAUUAUAAUUUGAAGGCUUAGAUUUUUUUCAUGCUUGCUGCAGUAGGUGGAUGUACCCAAAGCUUAUGUUAAAGCUACCUAUAAAAUAAAAUUUUAAAAGGACCUGUUCUCCCUUGAUGAGGUCCAUUAUUGCUUUUUAUAUUAUCUAAGCAGAAAUACAGCUUGUGGUGACUGUGACUCACAUUUCUAUUACAGAAGAAAAAUCAAAUUUGCCAUGAAGUACAUACUGUCGGUGUUUUAUGUAAGCAUUCCGAAUCUACAGCUGGCCAAAGGGUGGAGAACUGAAAUUGAAUUCCAGUCCCUGAAUAGCUACUAAGGGAUCUUUAAAGGUUUUAUUUUAAGGCAAGAACCAUUUUUAGUGCCCUGCAUCUGAGUGUCAUAUUCAGAAUGGUGUCUGGAGGGGAUCCAAAAUGUGGAAACACAGUGUGGAAAUAUAUAGCUUUUGUUUUUAUGCUCACACACAUCUCGAGAAUGGCACAAGAAUAGGGAAUUCAAGUAUAUUUGGAAAUGAUGAUUGGAGAGGUUACAGAGUUCACUGAGACCACUCAGGAAAUCCAGCCUUUAGUGUGUGAGGGUAAUGAAUGCAAAGAAAGAAGUUCCCCUGGCAAUUCUAAGACCCUGAAUCUGCAAAUCUUAUCUUCAUUCAUUGCAGUGGUCGUAUUGAGCAUCUUGCCCAGACUUUGCCAGAUCCAUAUUUGAGUCUAAGCACAGGUCAAACAAGACUUCAUCCCUUACAAACUUGACGUUUAUAACAUUGUCUGUAGUGUUCUGGUCAACCUGUGUUGUUGAGAGAAAGUCCAGUGUGGAUACUCCUGGCUUGUAAAGAAAUAAUUUUUUUUUAAACAAUCUUUUGAAAUUUCUUGGUGAAAUACAAUUUUGUUGCAAUUGAGUAGUAGAUGUGGGGCCCGUUUGUGACAUUCAGAAGCCCUGAGUUUGAAUACAAUGACAGAACCAUCCUGACUGCAUUUGUACAGCUCUAAAUAAGGCCAAUCUUAGCUUCCCACAUCUGUGUAUGCCUCUAACUUUGUGAAUUCCUUUUUGAAAACCAUUAUCUUGAUGCUUUUUACAAAUGCUAAAAAUCAAAAUGGGUCCAGAUGCCCUGGCCUCCUUGGCACUCUGAGCACAUGCCCAGAUUACAUUAAGACAACCUGGGACCAAGAGCCCAGCGUGUGCUGUAGCAAGUAUGACUCUGUUCACCUGCAACUACCACCCCAUGCAAUGGGGCUUUCCAAGCUCUGUGUUUACAGAUGAGCCUGUGAGCUCAUUAUUCCUCUGAUCACUGGAGGGCGGAAAGACUAUCUGGUCCUCUUUUUCUCAUUGGUGAGACAAGUGGAAUGAAGGUGAGUCCUGUAAAGACACCAUGAAGGUGACUUAGUGAUGACUCAAAACUCAUCAGAACCUGGAAUAAAAAUAGCCUCAACAUUACCCUACAAGGCGAUGCAUCUCAUUGUGUCCUAAAGAGAAUUAAUAACACACACAGCAGAUGUGACUGCUGGGAAGCUUACUGUAGAAUCUCAUUCCCUUUGUGGAUCACUACACAUGGUGUUAAAUUGGAAAUCCCCAAAGCUCCUUCAGUUUUAUGUGUUGUCUUUCAGGCAUAGAGGUUGGGGUGAGUAUUGCUUAAAGAUGAGAAUUUUUAAAGUAAGAGAAAGUGUGUUUUGUGUGAAGGAUGCUCUCCCAAACAUGCCACACAAUUUGCUCAUAGUUUAAUAUUAGUUUCCACAGAGAUAGAAGUGUUAGUAGGCAUGCUGUUGCUGGGUUUUUUGUUUUGUGUUGUUUUGUCUCCCUGCUGCUGUAUUUUAUCAUUUUCUCCACAGUAUCUUAGAAUGUUCACUUUCUUAAAUUAUCAGAUGGCAGAUUAUUGACUAUAGUUGUUAGGAGUGUGGAGUGCUUUAUCAUCUGUAACAUCUGGAAUAGGUUUAUUGUGCAAACAGUAACACAUGGAACAUUGGCUUGUGUGUGUGUGUAAGUUUCAGAGUGCAUAAAUAAAAGUGUGGGUCCCACCAUACUAUGUAACAGAGUGACUAUGGGUACAAUCAGUAAUCAAGAUUGGCAGUUCACUGUACCAGUCAAUUCUGGAUCUUGCAGUUCACGGCUGUUUUUAAAAAGUUUCAGUUUUAUGCAGUAGCACAUAAUAUUUUUCUGUUAUCAACAAUUUCAAAUUUGUACAAUCCAAUUUUCAUAAAAUGUACCUGUACUUUAUUUUUUGUUUAGAUUCGAGCUUGCACAUUAUACGAUAAGGUAUAUUGAAUAAAGAGGGGAGGAUUGUG